Messenger RNA from Frieseomelitta varia, 1730 nucleotides. RefSeq names its product peroxisomal N(1)-acetyl-spermine/spermidine oxidase-like. NCBI's taxonomy places the organism in Eukaryota, Metazoa, Arthropoda, Insecta, Hymenoptera, Apidae. Gene Ontology annotation, molecular function: polyamine oxidase activity. The record is from RefSeq and is a predicted model, not a curated record. The coding region runs from base 1 to 1602 and encodes 533 amino acids. The transcript is spliced from 7 exons.
AUGCUACUUAAAAGAGAUAUUGCCAGAUCGUCCCUUCGAAUAUUUCGAACGGUUCUAGUAAGAAAUCUCGCAUCGGGUAAAGAGGGAGGAGAGAAGGAUAUAACAGCAUGCUCGAAGCUAGCCAGAUUCGAGUCGUGUCAGUUGGACCCGUGCAUGCUGGAUCCGUGCAAACCGGAACCAACUGUGGUGAUCAUCGGCGCGGGGAUGGCCGGGCUUUCGGCGGCCCAUCGUUUGGCACAGUGUGGCCUUCAAAAUUUCACGAUAUUAGAGGCAACGGACAGACCAGGAGGCCGAAUUCAUUCGUGUUGGCUGGGCGACGUGGUGGCCGAGAUGGGUGCAACCUGGAUCGAAGGAGGGUGCGUGGCGAACCCGGUGUUCACGCUGGCGGCCCAAGAGGGCCUUCUGAAGCCGCCCCUCUUCAGGCCCGAUCCGAGCCGCGGACUUUUCUGCACGAGUGACGGCCGCGCUAUCGAUCUGCCCGUCGGCAUCACCGCUUAUCACACGUUUCGACAGAUCGAGCAACAGGCGGCCACCCUUUUCUCUCUAGGUUCCGGCCGCACCCACGGUACGUUGCUGAAUUUCAUGGGCGUUCGAAUUCAGCAGGAGCUGCACAAUUUUCCGGAGGAGCAACGGUAUGACGCGGCCCGAGUGAUGUACGGAAUGACGAACUGCGUGAGGUGUCGAUGCGGCGACGAUCUGUCGCUGGUUUCUGCGGACCAGUUCGGAAGUUACAUCGAGAUACCCGGCGGCAACGUGAGAGUGCCCCUUGGAUACGUCGGGGUGCUUGCCCCCCUGUUACGAGAUCUGCCGAGCUGUGCUCUCAAAUACUGCAAGCCGGUCAGUUGCAUUAGAUGGGGCGCGAUCAGCGACUCGUGCCCCCGAGCGGUGGUGAAGUGUUGCGACGGCGAAGAAUUCCCAGCUGACUACGUGAUCGUCACCGUGUCGCUUGGCGUUUUGAAACACCAGCACGACAAACUCUUUUGCCCGGCGUUGCCCGCGGAGAAGGUCGAGGCCAUUUGCAAGUUGGGCUACGGAUACGUGAACAAGGUGUUCCUGGAAUACGCGAGGCCGUUCUGGGUGUGGAAAGAAGGGAGCAUCAAACUGGCCUGGUCAGCCGACGAACUCGCUGACAGAUGCGAUUGGGUGAAAGGAAUCCCGAUGGUGGAAGAGUUGCCGAGCUCGCAGCAUGUUUUGUGCGCGUGGGUUUGCGGACGGGAGGCAGCAGAUAUGGAACUGUGCAGCGACGAAGAGGUCGUGGAGUCGAUAACGAGAGUUCUCCGACAGUUUACCGGCGAUCCUACGCUUCCUUAUCCGGCGAAUCUUCUCAGAAGCAAAUGGUGCAUGGAUCAAUACUUCGCCGGUUCGUACAGCUACAUGGGAAUAGACAGUACUGUUGGUCAUCAGUGUGACUUAGCUAGUCCGUUACCAGGCAGUUGCGAGCCUAUACCGCCGAUUCUUUUAUUCGCCGGUGAAGCCACGAUUCCAGGACAUUACAGCACGGUACAUGGUGCCAGACUGAGCGGCAUUCGCGAGGCGGAAAGAGUAAUUGAACUAACGAAACGAUUCGGUGGUCCGCCAACUAAGACAUCCGACAAGAGCUGAGCUCCUCUGUCCUAUUAUGCUACUGUGCUAAUUCUGUGCAGGUAUAAAAGAGAGAUCAGCAUAUAUGCGCGAACGUCCGUCAUUUUGUCUAAAAGCUGAAUUAAUUUUCUGAGAGAUGUACUCUGCCA